AUGUCAACUUCACUUGAGGAACAAGAAGGUGAAAUAGAGGUACUUCAGUCUAUCUAUGAGGACAACUUCCGUAUGCUCUCUUCCAAAUCUCCUCAUCACUUUGAAAUUGAACUCCGUGGACAUGCAGUCGAUAAUCCCGACACGGCAGUUUCAUGUACUCUCUACUUUAGAUACUCUCCCAACUAUCCCUCAGAAGCUCCUCUUUUCGAAAUUCGCAACCAACGGGGCCUCUCCGAUGACCAGAAUAUGGACCUAGUAGUGCUCAUCUCCGACACCAUUAGCCGCUCUCUUGGGAUGGUGAUGAUUUUCGACGUUGUCUCCGACGUGCAACAGAAGCUUGAUGAGUUUACAGACGAGUUAAUUGCUGAGGUGAAAUCGCGUAAGACGAAGCAGACGAAAAUCAAGUCUCUUGCUGAAGCGGAGAGGGAAACAGAGGUGGAGAGAUGCUUGCUUUCUGGAACUCGUGUUACAGUUGAGUCAUUCAACGCUUGGAAUAAGGCUUUUUUGGCGGAGAUGGCAAAGGCAAAGGAGGCGGAAGAAGCAAAGGCUAAGAAGCUGGGCGUUGGUGGCGGCGGUGGACAGAACGCUGAGUCGAUGAAGCGACUCACAGGUCGUGAGAUGUUUCUCCGUGACGACCAGUUUGAUGACUCCGAUUUGACCUUCCUGGCUCAGGAGGGUGGCAAGAUUGUGGAGGUGGACGAGAGACUCUUUACAGAUAUUGGUGAAAUUGAUCUACCGGAUCUUGAAGGGUCUUGA
Molecule: messenger RNA, 756 nt
Organism: Echinococcus granulosus
Lineage: Eukaryota; Metazoa; Platyhelminthes; Cestoda; Cyclophyllidea; Taeniidae
Product: RWD domain-containing protein
Exons: 1
Coding region: 1-756 (251 amino acids)
Biological process (GO): cytoplasmic translation
Molecular function (GO): protein binding
Source: RefSeq, a predicted model, not a curated record